UGUAUAUCUGUUAACCAAAUAAGUCAUUAUGUCUUUUUUUCUCUUCAAUAAAGCUGAAGAUGAUAUUCUGAUGGAAGACACUUCUCGCAUUGACCCACCAUUCCUCAAUAGCGCUUCCUGUGGACAAGUUGCUGAUGAAGAUGAUACGCAGGUGGAAGGGACUUCUUGCAUUGACCCACCAUUCCUCAAUAGCUCUUCCCGUGGACAAGUUGCUGCUGAAGAUGAUAUUGUGAUGGAAGACACUUCUCGAAUUGACCCACCAUUCCUCAAUAGCGCUUCCUGUGGACAAGUUGCUGGUAAAGAGGAUAUUCAGGUGGAAGACACCUCUCGCAUUGACCCACCAUUCCUCAAUAGCUCUUCCUGUGGACAAGUUGCUGGCCCUUGUUCUUGCAUAGCAGAAGAAGACAAUGGAACUACUGGUAGUCAGCUUGAUGACAUUCAUAUAAUAGUGUCGGGCAAGUCCACUCUGGCAGAAAAGAGAGAAAUUUGCAAGUUUUUCCGAUUUUUCAAGGAAGUGGCAAAACGUCAUAUGAAAUUCAGCAAGACCAUUACUCAUGUUGUCAUGAUAACAGAUAGCAAAAACUUUAUCUGUGAUCGAACAAUGAAAUAUAUUCAAGGCAUUGCACAUGGAUUUUGGGUAUUGAGUAGUGAAUGGUUGUACAAGUCGUUAGAAGCAGGAUUUUUGCUGCCUGAGGAGAAAUAUGUGAUUCGAGGAGAUACAGUUUCUGGAGAAGAAGCUAUUGGACCAAGGAAUCCAAUGUCAGCAUCAGAGGCAGCAACAGGAGUUUUGCAGGCAAUGUCCAUAUAUCUACAUGGAUUUAAUGAAAGAUCAAAAAUAUCCAGGGAGGAAGUUGAGGACCUCAUUUACUGUAGUGGAGGACAAUUAUUGAAUUCAUUAAGCCCAAACUUGUCAAAUGCUGUCAUGUUAACAUCGGAGGAAACAAUGGAGGAUGUUUCUGAGCUAGAUUUUAAGUACUUUUGCUGUUGUAAACACAUCUAUGGUAUUUCAACGGCAACAUUGUCUUGGCUGAUGGAUUGUAUAGCUGAGCAGAAGCUUCACUCCCCAUCAGACUAUUUAGCUGCAGGUGAUGUUGAAAAAAAGGCUAAUGAAGACACACCAAAUAAUGAAAACUCUGCCUGGAUUCCCAAGAAAGAUGAUGGUGACAUUGGAGAGGAUAGUGAAGAAAUGCAGUGUUAUGAAGAGGAUGGUGCCUAUGCUUAUGAUGACAGUGAUGAGAAUAUGGAAGACCCAGACUGGAUUCCAGGGAAAAGCGAUGAAGAUGAUGAUGGAAAAAACAAUGAAGAUAAUGAUAUAACAGAAACUGAAGAUUUAGUUGGAGCAUUUGUUGUUGGAAUGCGUGAAAAGAACAAACAGGACAUUGCACAGGAUUGGAUCCCUGGAACCAGUGAAGAAGAUGAUGACAAUGAUGAUGAUUUUGAAAAAGAAGUCGUCGUUCCCAAUAUUGGUGUUACAUGUAACAACAAAAUUUUGCUUCAGAUGGCUAGACAAACAACAAAAGGGCGUAGUGCAAAACAAAAUAUUUGUUAUUAUUGCGAGAAACCAUAUAGUAGAAUUUCUAGACAUUUGAUUCAAGUGCAUAGCAAAGAAAUGGAAAUAGCUAAAAUUCUAUCAUUUCCAAAAAAGAGCAAGGAAAGGAAAACAUUGUGGAAAGAGAUUGUUAAUGAAGGAAACUACAAGCACAACUAUGAUGUUAUGAAGAAUGGUAAUGGAGAGAUAGUACCAAAAUACAGGCCAAGAAAUACAACAAACAAUCCAGAACCAGAGAAUUGUUUUUCAUCUUAUGCACCCUGCGAAUUCUGUUUAGGUUCCUACAAGAAAACAGACCUAUGGAAACACCAAAAAAACUGUGAACUGAAGAGUAGUGAAAAAAGAAGUAAAGCAAACCCAAUUCAGAUGGGAAAACUUCUCCUACCAAUUGUUGGAACUAGCAAAGGAUUCUAUGAGAACAUUUUCAUCAAAAUGAGAGAUGAUGCUGUAAAACUUGAAAUCCAAAAGGACCCUCUAGUUCUGCAGUUUGCGGAAAGGCUAUAUGAGAAAAAUGGAGCCAAUCUCCAUCAACACCAGUACAUUUCCCAAAGACUGAGAGAAUUGGGGAGGCUGCUUAUUCAGUUGAAGUCAGAUCAAACAGAAAUAACAUCAAUAAGGACUGCAAUUAAUCCAAUCAAUUGGGACACCCUUAUUCAUAGUAUAAAAACUUUAGCUGGCCUUGAUGAAAAAAAAAAUACCUACAAGACUCCCUCACUUCCUUUAAAGCUAGGUCAUAGCUUAAGUAAAUGUGCCAAGAUCUUAAAGACAAACGCCAUAAUAGAAGAGAAUGAUGCUGACAGAAAAAUUGCGGACAAUUUUCUGACUUUAUAUCAGAGUGACUGGGAAGAAAGAAUAUCUGCCCAUGCCUUAGCAACUCUGCAUAAUGACAAAUUUAACAAGCCACUACUAGUUCCUUUGGCAGAGGAUGUAGUUCUUUUAAAUAGCUACCUCUGUACAAGUGCUGCAUCCCUGAAAGAAAGUUUGAAGAAUGGAGUCGAUGAAACCAAAUACUCGGAGCUCGCCGAAGUCUGUUUGGCUCAGAUCAUAUUAUUUAACAGAAAGAGAAGCGGUGAGGCUGCUCGUAUAACAAUCAACCAGUACAACGAAGGACUGACCAACAAACCCUUGAACAAGGAGAUUGAAAAAUCUUUGUCCAAAUUCGAAAAUGAGCUAUGUAAGAGCCACACAAGAAUUGAAAUCAAGGGAAAAAGAGGAUCAAAAGUACCAAUUCUUCUCACAAGCACUUUGAAAGAUAUAGUGACAAUUCUACUAAAAGCUAGAAAGGCUUUGAAAAUAGACUCUGAGUUCAUUUUCAUUAAACCUAGAAAUUCAAAACCGAUUAGAGGAUCAGACUGUUUAAGAAAAUUUUCAGUAAACUGUGGUGCUAAAUGUCCCAAGCUCUUGACUUCCACCAAAUUGAGAAAACACCUGGCAACAAUGUGUCAGGUGUUGGAACUCAGCGAAUCCAACCAAGAUAUUCUUGCAAAAUUCAUGGGACACGACAUAAGAGUCCAUAGAGAAUUUUAUCGUUUACCAGACUCUACACUUGAGUUGGCCAAAGUUGCCAAAGUUCUACACUUAAUCAACACUGGUGAGAUUGCCAAGUACAAAAACAAGGAUUUCGAUGAGAUCGAGUUUGAUAAUGCAGCUGAAGUUGAUAUCCAAGAAGAUGACGAGUACAAGUCUGAUGAUGAUGAUGAUGAUGAUGAUGAUGAUGAUGAUGAUGAUGAUGAAAUGGAGGAUGAAGAGUUGGAUGAAGAUGUUUAUGAAUUCUCUGACCCUUGUAUAUCAUUAAAAAAGAGAAAAGGCACUCAAAAGAAAGGUACUAGCAGCAAUGGAGGACGGCAUCAUUGGUUAAGUAGUGAGAAGAAUGCCAUUGAGCGCCAGUUUUCUGAAUAUUUCAAAUCUGGACAAACACCUGGUCGAUUAGCCUGCUUAAAUGCAAUUGCCAAAGAACCAAUACUUUCAAAACAUGACUGGUCCAAGAUAAAGCAUGCUGUUAGAAAUAUGAUAACAUCACAAAAAAGGAAACAAUACAAGACUUGAACUGAAGGCCUAAAUGUUUUCAUUAAUUUUACAUCAUUUAAAUUGCAACAUUUAUUUGCUUUGCUUGAAUGUAUAUAUGAGUUUCUUCUUGUUAUGAUUUAGUGUACUUAUCUGCAUAUGUACAUUUAUGUAAUAUGAUCAAAAUGAAUACAGUACAAUUGAAAAUGAAAAUGCUUUGUCAAACUUCUAAUUGCAAUCCAGUGUAACAAUUAUUAUGAAAUUGAACUUUGGCAUUUAUCAGUUGAUUUUAGAUUCAAAGCACAUAAAUCUUAUUAUUUCAACUAGCCUAUAAUUAAUUGUAUUUUGUAUAGUUUAUUGAAUUCAAUAUUGCAUGCAGAAUCAUACUUGAACUCAAGUAUAUAAGAUAAUUUUGGUCUUGGUGAUUAUGCCACUAAAAAGUAUGACUUUCUUCUCUUGUUCAGGGCUUGUACGUACCCUACAUGCAUUUUUGGGGGGUUUUUUUUCAAAUAAACACGUCUAUUGAAAUUAAAAUUUGUAUACAUGUAUCUUAAAAUAGAUCAUAGCAAACUAAAUAUUUUAUAAAGAUUCUUGAUAAAUAUAUAUAUAUAUAUAUAUAUAUAUAUAUAUAUAUAUAUAUAUAUAUAUAUAUAUAUCUAUGAAAUUGAUAUAUAUCUAUGAAAUUGAUAAAAAGAUUUAUAUAAUUGAAUUAUUUACAUGUAAGUGAUCUUGCACAUGUCUUUAGUCUUUUCCUUUUUAACAAAGAAACUGUAUUUUACCCUUUGCUGCUUUACAAAGCUAUGGCAUACAUGUACAAGUUAUCAAUGUAGUGAAAGAGACUGCACAUAAUGUGUCUCUUUUUUAGGAAUCAAUACGUGUACUACACUAAUACAUGUACAUGUUUAUAAAGUUAGCCGAAAUAUGUAAUGUAAUCAGUUUUACAAUCUGAAGUGCCUAUUUUCAUUAUAGGUAUAAAAUGUGUAUAUUAUAAAAUUUUAUGAUAUAUAAGCUGUUACAAUUAUGUAAUGACAUUAAUGUUACGAAAAAUUCAAAAUAGUCUAAUCAUUGAUUUUUAUUUCAUUUAGUCAUUUUUACAAUAUUUGUAUAAUUGUCUGUGCAAGGAAUUUCAACUUGUACAAUAAGUAAUGAAUUCUUAUACGUUUAAUAAAUAUUCA
This is a messenger RNA of Magallana angulata, 4728 nucleotides long. RefSeq lists its product as uncharacterized. Bases 29 to 3595 code for a protein of 1188 amino acids. Gene Ontology annotation, molecular function: protein binding. The record is from RefSeq and is a predicted model, not a curated record. Lineage: Eukaryota; Metazoa; Mollusca; Bivalvia; Ostreida; Ostreidae. The transcript is spliced from 13 exons.